CAUGUAUUUGAUGAUCUCAGUGGCUCAGUAUCCUUGUCUUGGGUUGGAGAUAGCACUGGGAUCAUUCUAGUCUUGACUACCUUCCAUGUACCACUGGUAAUUAUGACUUUCGGACAGUCCAAGCUAUAUCGAAGUGAGGACUAUGGAAAGAACUUUAAGGAUAUUACAAAUCUCAUCAAUAACACCUUCAUUCGGACUGAAUUUGGCAUGGCUAUUGGUCCUGAGAACUCUGGAAAGGUGAUUUUAACAGCAGAGGUGUCUGGAGGAAGUCCCGGAGGAAGAAUCUUCAGAUCGUCAGAUUUUGCAAAGAACUUUGUCCAGACCAAUCUCCCAUUUCAUCCUCUGACUCAGAUGAUGUAUAGCCCUCAGAACUCCAAUUAUCUUUUAGCCCUCAGCACUGAAAAUGGCCUGUGGGUGUCCAAGAAUUUUGGGGGAAAAUGGGAAGAAAUCCACAAAGCAGUAUGUUUGGCCAAAUGGGGAUCAGAAAACACCAUCUUCUUUACUACCCAUGUGAAUGGCUCCUGCAAAGCUGACCUUGGGGCACUGGAAUUAUGGAGGACUUCAGAUUUGGGAAAAAGCUUCAAAACCAUUGGUGUGAAAAUCUACUCAUUUGGUCUUGGGGGACGUUUCCUUUUUGCCUCUGUGAUGGCUGACAAGGAUACAACAAGAAGGAUUCAUGUGUCAACUGAUCAAGGGGACACGUGGAGCAUGGCCCAGCUGCCCUCUGUGGGGCAGGAGCAGUUCUACUCUAUUCUAGCAGCCAGUGAUGACAUGGUGUUCAUGCACGUAGACGAGCCUGGAGAUACUGGGUUUGGCACCAUCUUUACCUCUGACGAUCGAGGUAUUGUCUAUUCCAAGUCCUUGGACCGACAUCUCUACACCACCACAGGUGGUGAGACUGACUUCACCAAUGUGACCUCCCUCCGUGGGGUCUACAUAACAAGUGUGCUCUCUGAAGAUAAUUCUAUCCAGACUAUGAUCACUUUUGACCAAGGAGGAAGGUGGAAGCACCUGAGGAAGCCUGAGAACAGUGAAUGUGAUGCUACAGCAAAAAAUAAGAAUGAGUGCAGCCUUCAUAUUCACGCUUCCUACAGCAUCUCCCAAAAACUAAACGUUCCAAUGGCCCCCCUCUCAGAGCCAAAUGCCGUGGGCAUAGUCAUCGCACAUGGUAGCGUGGGAGAUGCCAUCUCAGUCAUGAUCCCGGACGUGUACAUCUCAGAUGAUGGGGGUUACUCCUGGGCGAAGAUGCUGGAAGGACCCCACUUCUACACCAUCCUGGAUUCCGGAGGCAUCAUCGUGGCCAUUGAGCACAGCAGCCGUCCUAUCAAUGUGAUUAAGUUCUCCACAGACGAAGGUCAGUGCUGGCAAACCUAUACGUUCACCAGGGAGCCCAUCUACUUUACCGGCCUGGCUUCGGAACCUGGGGCAAGGUCCAUGAAUAUCAGCAUCUGGGGUUUCACUGAAACUUUCCUGACACGUCAGUGGGUCUCCUACACCAUCGAUUUUAAAGAUGUCCUUAAAAGGAACUGUGAAGAGAACGACUAUGUGAUAUGGCUGGCUCACUCCACAGACCCUGGAGAUUAUGGAGAUGGCUGCAUUUUAGGCUAUAAAGAGCAGUUCCUACGGCUGCGCAAGUCGUCCGUCUGUCAGAAUGGCCGGGACUAUGCCGUGACCAAGCAGCCGUCCGUCUGUCUCUGCUCCCUGGAGGACUUCCUCUGUGAUUUUGGCUACUUCCGUCCAGAAAAUGACUCCAAGUGUGUGGAACAGCCAGAGCUGAAGGGCCACGACCUGGAGUUUUGUCUGUAUGGCAGAGAGGAGCACCUGACCACAAAUGGAUACCGGAAAAUUCCAGGAGACAAAUGCCAAGGUGGAGUGAAUCCAGUUCGAGAGGUAAAAGACUUGAAAAAGAAAUGCACAAGCAACUUUUUGAGUCCAGAAAAGCAGAAUUCCAAGUCAAAUUCUGUUCCAAUUAUCCUGGCCACCGUGGGAUUGAUGCUAGUCACAGUUGUAGCAGGAGUGCUCAUUGUGAAGAAAUACGUCUGUGGGGGAAGGUUCCUGGUGCAUCGGUACUCCGUGCUGCAGCAGCAUGCAGAGGCUAAUGGUGUGGACGGUGUGGAUGCUUUGGACACAGCCUCCCACACCAAUAAAAGUGGUUAUCAUGAUGACUCAGAUGAGGACCUCCUGGAAUAGCUCUUCAAAGGAGCUGGGACCGCACAUGGAUGAUGGAAACACAGUACCUCUUACACUCCCUGUGGCUCCGACUUGGGGAAAUAAAUUUCCCAUUGCGAGGGACCCAGCUCUGUUUCUGCUGCUUCCGUCAAAGCCAGAAGGACCUCUACUAAAGACAUGCAGGGGGUGGUGGGGGCAAAACCCUAAACACUCACAAUUGGCUCUGAGAAGAGGGGGAGACAUUUUUAAAUCUUUAACCUCUUAUUUCAAGUUGUCUUUUUGCAAAGUAUGGGCUCUUUGGGGUUUGUUUUUGUUUUUUACGGGAAAUGAAAUGGAAUUUGAAGGGAACAUUUCACUAACUGUACUCCUGCAUGUUUUGCAUGGCGCCUGCCCCAGGGCACCUGCCAACUCCAGCAUCAACCCUCACAAGUAGCCGGUGCGGUCCCUAGGCUCUGCUGGUGACACAAAGCAGCUGCAGAGAUGAACACGGAGGCGCUGGUGACUGGCAUGACUGGGCAGCCUUUCUGCCUCUGGGGACAGCCCUCCUCCGAGAAUGUUGCACACCCGAUCCUCCUUUUUUAUUUUUUCCAGGGACCAGAGAUCAGUGAUUUUCCUUUUUCCUGCUUAAUUAGGCAAUACCCUUGUUAAUUGCCCUUUGGUGACUAACUUAACCAUGUGCUUCCAAGACACUAAAUCAGGAGAACUUAAAGGGCAAUAUUUUUAACUAGGGGCAGGAAGAAGGGCGCAGCAGAGAACUGACUAGAUAGAGCACUAUGAAAGGAGAAAUUCUUCCUUUGAGAUCUUUCAAGCCAUGCUGUGUGUGUGCCUGCAGACCUGCUCAAGGACAGGGCGCAGGGCUUGCCCGGGGUGUCUGCCCAGGCGGUGCAGCCCCUGCGGACGGAACAUGGGCUUCCUCGUGCCCUGCUGCCUGCUGUGUUGGCUCAGUGGUGAAUCAUUCAAUUGGCUGCUUAUAUGUUUCCUCUUAGGUGGCUUGUUGUACGUGGAGCCAGGACUAGACAUGUUUUCAGAUUUAUAGGCUUUAUUUUUAAAAUCAGAAUUUUAUUGCCAGCUCUCUUCCUUGCCCCUUCUCCCCAGCUUUGCCAAGUAAUUUAUUGGCAUGAACCUUUUGGCUGAACCAACUGAAAACGCUUCCAGUGUAAGAUGAGGUUUUGUGUGAUACAUUAAGUUCAUAUUUUAAAUUUAAGGGAGUUUUCCAUUUGACAUUUAUUUCAAAUUCAAUCAAUUAUAGAAUGUAAUGAGAUGGAUUUUUGGGUGGCCAUCUAGUCAUGGAAAGCUGCAAUAAUUAAUUUUAAUACGGCUUGAAUAUUUGCUAUACAGGAAUAUAGUAUAGUAUGCUUGUGGUCUUGGCGUACCUGCUGUGCUGGUCACGGUUUCUCCCAAUAAGUAUGAUUGGGACAUUCUCUGGUAACUGCCAUUUUGCUGCUAGUUCAUUUUAUGGC
This is a messenger RNA of Myotis brandtii (Brandt's bat), 3629 nucleotides long. RefSeq names its product sortilin 1 (gene SORT1). The transcript has 19 exons. Gene Ontology annotation, molecular function: protein binding. The record is from RefSeq and is a predicted model, not a curated record. The coding region runs from base 103 to 2190 and encodes 695 amino acids. Gene Ontology annotation, biological process: vesicle organization; Golgi to endosome transport; endocytosis. Gene Ontology annotation, cellular component: membrane; Golgi apparatus. Lineage: Eukaryota; Metazoa; Chordata; Mammalia; Chiroptera; Vespertilionidae.